AUGGCGAUGUCGGUCGCAUUGAGUGUAUUCUUUCUCAGUGCAUCCUUAUUAUUUUUGUCGACGGAGAAUUCGUUUGCUCUGAGCCAACCGGCAGCUUCAGCAACGUUUACCCUCUUCUUUUCCGGCGUCUCCCUUUUGAUAUCUAGUUUUAUCGCCUCCACAUUCCCCGCAAUUAAAAAUGGUCGAAUGUACCCCGAAUACAUUCCGCUCUCAGAGUCGUCUUCCGACACUCCGCCCCCGUUGUCCCCGCCUUUGCCGUCCGGCGCACUAGAAAAACUGCGGAAGAUAACCAGUGCACAGAUACGGAAAACAUGUCUUGUCAUGGUACUGGCUGUGGUGAUGCUGUGCGUGCGGGUAGAAGUACAUCGUCAAGUCGUGAAACAUUCGCAGUGCGCUUUGAUCAAUGGUUUGAUCUUUCUACCUCUCAUAGUAGCAGCGUACGAGCAUUUUGGAAAAAGGCCAUCCGGCAACCUGCGAUUGCCAGAUACUUCCAAAUGGCAUUUCAACUAUCUAUUCGCGGCGACCUUGCUCACUGCCGCUGGAAUAUUGACAACAAUGUUGAAAAAUGGAUCCAAAACCACGUUUAUAUGCCCUUUACGAAGCCAUGAUUUUGGAAUGACACUAUUGUUACAGUUUUUGGGUGCAGCCCUUGACGUAGGCCUGACGGUGGUUUUGGGAACACUAGCCAACUGCUCUAUUGGCAGACUCGACGGCACCGUCUGGCAGGCAUCAACCCUCUGGGGAGUUGUGCUACUCCAUACUCUAAAACAAGGUAUACUUUUUGCGGCGGUGUGCGUCUCAGCAUCCAAGGCUGACACGAACUAUCAUCCGAUCAGUAUCCUUAUAUCCAAUGCGAAACGCGAGCAUGAGCGGUGGGUAACAAGGGCGGGUAAUAGCACCACCCUCAAGGAAGCUGUUGCUGAGUAUCGGAGACGUUACCACCAAGCUCCGCCUCCUGGUUUUGAUGCAUGGUACGAAUACGCUACCAAUCGGUCGUCAUUGAUUAUUGAUGACUACGAUCAAAUCUAUGAAGAUCUCCUUCCGUUUCGAGCUCUCGCCCCCAAACAACUCCGGGAUCUUGUCUUGUUAAUGACUGGGGAUGGGUGGAACGAUAUGGCGGCUGUACUGAUUCGAAACGGAAAAGCCGAGCCCCAAGCGGAGAUCAAGCCAACUCACCGGUGGAUGCUGGAAGGCAUUUCGCACAUGAUAGAGCCAUAUGCACGUUAUCUUCCGGAUAUGGAUAUUGCUUUCAAUAUCAACGACGAAUGCCGCGUCGCUAUACCUUGGGAACGGCUUCAGUUGAUGAAACGCGCAGUAAAAACCCGAAUUCCUUUACCAGACGAGAAAUUAGUCAAAUCGUGGUCAGAAAAUCGAGCGGAGUCUUGGGAGCGCAAUUCCACCGCGGAUCGGAGCUUGCGUCGUCCUUUUGUCGACCAUGCCUUUGAAAGCAUCUACAACCCGGUUGGGAGCUCGCUUUGCCCGCCAAACUCCAAAGCUCGUACAGCGUUCGUUUGGGAUAAACAGACGCUUUGCACUACUUGUAUCCAACCGCAUUCGCUCGAUCAAUUUCUCCAGCGCUGGAAGCUAUCUGGUGAUAUCUGUCAUCAGCCGGACCUAGCCUUUCUACACGGAUUUUUUCUAUCACCUGCGUCAUUCAAGCUUUCGCGGGACCUUUUGCCCGUUUUCAGUCAGAGCAAAGUUCCCGGCUUUAACGAUAUCCUUUAUCCAAGUUCGUGGAACUAUGUAGACAAGGUGAAGUACGAGCCUUCAGGCGAUCACCCAGAUCCGCCUUACUCCGAAAAGGAGCCUGUUGUUUUCUGGCGCGGCACAACGUCAGAAGGCAAAAGCAUCCAUGGAGCUUGGAAAGGCAUGGUUCGCCAGCGUUUUAUCCACCUUGCUAACAACCAUUCCUCCAACCAUGUCUCUGUACUCCUACCCACGGCAAAGACAGGUAAAUUCGCCUACAAAACAUUCAAAGGAUCACAAAUCCUUCCGUCUCUUGGUUUCAAUACGUCCGUUUUCAUUGCCGAAUCCGUUGCUCGCUGCGGUGGGAAUGACUGUGCCGCUCAGACCCGUGAAUUCGCCACCGUACCUAGGUCUGAUUUCCAGGACCAUUGGAAAUACAGAUUUCUCUUUGACAUGGACGGAGCGGGAUUUAGUGGACGUUUCCUCCCGUUCUUGACGAGUCGCAGCUUGAUUUUUCGCACAGCGUUGUUCCGUCAGUGGUUAGACUCGCGUCUUACUCCCUGGUUGCAUUUUGUGCCGCAGGAUCUGAGGCUACACGAUUUCUAUAGUACAUUAGCGUACUUUGCGGGUGCCAAAGAAAUUGACGAGGCGGGCAAAGUGAAAAAGGUGAUUAUGAAACCUCAUGAUGGUGAAGGGGAGUGGAUCGCCGAGGAAGGGAGAAGGUGGGCGGAGAAGGCUAUCAGGAAAGAGGAUAUGGAGAUAUACAUGUUCCGUUUGCUGCUGGAAUGGGGCCGGCUCACUGACGAUCGGAGAGAUCAACUAGGAUUCUACGUCCGGUCACGCGAACACGAGACGACCUCGCAUUAUCUGCUGCUCGCGGCUCCCUUGAACCUCAGUGAAUCAGCUGCCAAUGCAUUACAUUUACUCGGUGUAGUCGCUGUGGUUAUCCAUGAUCUUGCUAUCCAAGUCUUUACAACAUUUCAUUCAGAGGGUGGACCUAACCACCCGGACAAAGCCCCCUGGCCCGGGGGCACCUUCAUUCCCGAUCUCCGUCAUCCAAGCUAUAUGUGUUGGCACCAGUAUCCCCGUGGCCCCGCAGAGCUUGUGGGUUAUUGGGCCGAGGCAGAAAUCUUUGGAGGUGUAGUCGUGUUUGAGCACGGCUCGAAUGAUGAACUCCGAGGCGUUCACAUUCAUCCUCCAUUUCAACCGCUGUUCAAGCUUUCAGAAAGUCAACUUGAUGAAUUUAUCAACCUCUCGCAAUCAUCACAGGUACAACCCUCCCCUGGCCAGAGAUCAGAAUCGAAGAUAUUCGGCCAAUUUGCCCCUGAGCAGCAUACCUGCACAAUUAUCGAUGAUAUCGGGUUGUACCCGCAUAUAUACCGUGAUAAAUAUGAACGAGUACCGAAGAUACGACUACUAGAAGGAGAACAUAGAUGCGUACAACGCGGAAUGGUGACAGAGGAGAUGAGGGAGUUUGUCAAGGCUUUGCCACGCUAA
Molecule: messenger RNA, 3183 nt
Organism: Uncinocarpus reesii 1704
Lineage: Eukaryota; Fungi; Ascomycota; Eurotiomycetes; Onygenales; Onygenaceae
Exons: 10
Coding region: 1-3183 (1060 amino acids)
Source: RefSeq, a predicted model, not a curated record